This is a messenger RNA of Sphaeroforma arctica JP610, 2124 nucleotides long. RefSeq lists its product as hypothetical. Bases 97 to 2043 code for a protein of 648 amino acids. Lineage: Eukaryota; Ichthyosporea; Ichthyophonida. The record is from RefSeq and is a predicted model, not a curated record. Gene Ontology annotation, cellular component: nucleus. The transcript has a single exon. Gene Ontology annotation, molecular function: methyltransferase activity.
GCUGCUACAUCGGUGUGUGUGCACGCUAAUUAUACCGAAGAUUUAGUAACCUACACCGAACCUUUCAGCAGCUCGCAGAUUGCACGUUGCCUUACAAUGAGAGAAAAAUCACCAUCCGAUACUCCAUCAGCGAUGAACCAAAUCGAUCUAGAGCCUGUACUUGCAGUACCUCCAGCUCUCACCACGAGAGCUUUCAACUUACUGCGAGAAGCAGGAUGCGUAGCCAUGCGUUGGCACAGUGGGGGAAGGUAUGGCAGUCGUACGCAUACAAUAGACGAUGAUCCAACGCACACAGAGGCACUGAGUAUUCAUCAUCCUUCAUCCGAGGCUGAGUGUACACGCCAUUCAAACGGUAAUGAGCCCAGUUCAAAGCAUUUGCGACCAUCGGUUGUCACUGGCACGUCAUCUGCCAAGCGCAUGGGACUGCCUCUUACUUUGACGGGUGGUGCUCACGUAUCGAGCAUUAUGCACACGUUGAAGGAAUCACGCACGGCACAAUAUGUGUCACAAACAGCCGAACAUAUAAGUGGUGACGCCAUUCAGCCAGGAGACUCAGCGCAGACUGACAUGCCUAGAUCAGCAGCAGCGCAGGCACUAGUUGAUCUACUACAGCUCCCAGGCGUAGAACUACAACAUAAACCCAUUACGCUUCACACAAACAUUCCUAAAGACGAAAGUAUAGACGCAGAACACAUACGCACAGUCGAGGUCGCCCGAAGUAGGCUACGAGAGUUCAGCAAUGUGCAGAUACCAGGAAGUGGCAUGAAAAGAGAAGAACAAAGAUUGGAGCCUCCUGCAUUCACCUUUGUCGAGUUAUUUGCAGGUAUCGGGGGGUUCGGGGUUGGUCUCGAGGCUCUCGGGGGCAAGUGCGUAUUCGCCAGCGAAUUGCUGCCGAGUUGUAUAGCGACCUACGAAACUAACUUAUGCACAGACUACAUUACAGGUGGUCAUGUGGCGGGUGAUAUAUACGAAGUUCCCGACGAGUUUAUUCCCACACACGAUAUACUAGUAGGUGGGUUUCCGUGUCAGACCUUCUCUGGCUUAGGCGAGCAGAAUGGUAUCUCGGAUGCAUCUGGCCGGGGCAUGCUGUACACCCAGAUCGUGCGUGUGCUCAAAGCGAAACAACCGCAAGCAUUCUUACUUGAAAACGUGCCAGGCUUACUAAAGUGUGACGACGGGGAGGCGCUAGAUACAAUCAUUGGCGAGCUGAUUAACGCGGGAUACGAUGUGAGUCAUGAAGUUGUGAAUGCCAAGUGUCUAACUGCUCAAUCGCGGAAGCGAUUGUACAUAGUCGGGUUGCGGAAGGGGCUGCAGAGCGUCUAUGAGCCAUUCACCUUCCCUUGCAUACCUGAUCUUGGACUACGCGCCAUUGAUAUACUGCAAAGCGAUAGUGAAAUACACGAGGCAACUCCAGUCCCUAUCGAAAAUAGCAUCCGUGGUGCAAAUUUGCACGCAGAUAAUACAGCCCACCGGGACCAUGCCAUGCCAGGAUGUGAAAGCAGUACAAAACCGGGACGGUCUGAUCUGGAAAGUUUAUAUCGCUUGAGCGACGCGCAACUCAAUCAACUGACCAACGCACGGAAAUGGAAGCCGUCAAAACUUGCAUGGCCCGAUAAGCCCCUAAACACGCUCAAUUCGCACUACGGUGUGAGUGUAGGUAAAGGUGAGUCACAGCUGGUACCAUCACCUGCCCCCCACAACCCGCGGCGACUAACACCCCGAGAGUGUGCGCGUGUGAUGGGGUUUCCAGAUUCGUACACACUGCUCAAUAGAGACCCUAGCAGCAGACAAGGCCGCGAAGCUUAUCUUAAGGAACAAUAUAGAAUGUUAGGAAACGCUGUGUGCCCACCCGUGAUAACAGCGCUAGCUGGCAGUGUGUUGGCGCGGUGCACCGGAACGCUCGGACAUCGAAACCGGGAUGACUGGGCUAGUACAGGCGUGGAGGUGGCGGUCGCUCUGUCUUUAGGUGCGGUUUCACCUAAUCGGUUAGAAAGUCUUCUACAGCGAUUGCAGGAUACACACGUAGUGCAUAUAGUAGAAUAAAGUAAGGCAAUGAAGUGAUGCUUUAUACACACAUAUUUCCUAAAUCAUCAAUCCCUAAUUCAAGGAUGUGCUGUAGGUAAC